ACAUCCACGCCGCCUCAGACCGGCCUUCCGUAGACGCCACUGAGGACAACGCCACGGAUGCCGACAGCCUGAUGACGGGCACUGAUAACCAAUCCAUCCUCACAAUUGAUGCUUCCGUAUGUAACAAAGUCGUCUUAUUCAUCACAGCAUGAUGGACGAGCCCCGUCGACGAGAACCAUCGAGACUUCGGAUAUCCAGCUCGCCUUUCAGCAGCGUUUUGGCCGCACCUAUCCAUCAAGAGACUACAUCCUGCCCAACGACUGGGACGAAUGUAUCCGCCUAGCUAUCCAACACCAUCUCUGGCUUCGCACGUAUAAUUCACGCCUUGCCAACUCUCCCAAACGUGAGCGUGCGGCGCGCGUGCUCGACUGUGGAACUGGCACAGGUCACUGGGCCUCGGAUUUCGCGGACGACCACCCAGAAGCUGUCGUCAUUGGUGUCGACCUAAGCCCUAUACAACUGACUGCUGUGCCCCCCAAUCUCUGGUACGAAAUCUUCGACCUGGAUCAACCCUGGCCGUGGAGGGAGCUUUACGACUUCAUCUUCUUUCGUCACAUGAACACGGCCUUUGCCGACUGGGUCGAAAUCUUUGAAAAGGCUCUCGGCCAUCUCGAGCCCGGCGGCUAUAUUGAACUCCAGGACAACUCCUUCCCCAUCAUGUGCGACGACGACACCAUGGCUCCCGACAGCGCCAUCGCGCGCUGGUCCACGCUCCUGAUGGAGGCCACGGAGCUCAUGGGCCGCCCCUGCGACACCCCCUCGCGCUUCAAGCAGCUGCUCGACCUCGCCGGCUUCGAAGCCAUUGUCGAGGAGAAGACCGUCUGGCCCAUUGGGCCCUGGGACGUGGACCACCCCCGCGAAAAGGAGAUUGGCAUCUGGUGUCGCGAGAACUGCCUCGAGGCGCUCGAGGCCUCGACAAUGCACCUCUUUACUCAGUUUUUGCACUGGUCCCAGGAGGACACGCGCGAUUUUUGCGACGAGGUCGAGAGGGAGAUUCGCGAGGGCAGUGUGCAUGCUUAUUUUACCGUGUAUUGUGUCUAUGGGAGGAAACCCUACGCCUGAGACGGCAAUGAGGGGAAGAGAACAUAACGACUGGAUGGGGAAACGACAUUGCAUUUGGUCGAAUUAGAUCUAGUCAUGAUACCCCGGGGACUUUGUAUAACUGUAUGCUCUUUCUCUUUUGCGUGGCGUUGGGGAGAAUACUUUUGGACCAUGGUACCUAGAAGCAACUCGAAGACUACUGGGAGAGAUAACUCCACGGCGGGAAAUUCAGUCCGUCCGCCGCCAGGGAUGAUAACCAUGGCGAUGAGGACGAGACCAAUCCUUUUUACUUGAGAUCUGGGAUUGGGUUCGAUCCUUUC
This is a messenger RNA of Colletotrichum acutatum, 1361 nucleotides long. Its product is annotated as S-adenosyl-L-methionine-dependent methyltransferase. Bases 109 to 1062 code for a protein of 317 amino acids. The transcript is spliced from 10 exons. The record is from RefSeq and is a predicted model, not a curated record. Lineage: Eukaryota; Fungi; Ascomycota; Sordariomycetes; Glomerellales; Glomerellaceae.